Messenger RNA from Adineta ricciae, 765 nucleotides. The record is from the annotation of a GenBank genome assembly. NCBI's taxonomy places the organism in Eukaryota, Metazoa, Rotifera, Eurotatoria, Adinetida, Adinetidae.
AUGGAUGAAGAAUUAAGUGUAUUAAAAUCCAUUUACUUGGAAGAUCUAGAAAUCGAUUCGGGUGACCCAACAACGAUCACGAUUACAAUCUUUUCCAACGGUGAUGAAAACGAUCUCGAUCAAGAUAAACGACUUCUACGUAUAACAUUCGUUGCUGAACUUCCGUCAACAUAUCCUGAUACAGAUUCGCCUAAAAUAACACUUUGUCGCUCGCGUGGUUUGACCGAUGAACAACUAGAUGAAUUGAAUUCAUCAAUUACAACUUGCCUUCAGUCGAAUCUUGGCUCAUGCGUACUCUACGAAUGUAUCGAACUAAUUCGCUCAAAAUUAUCUUCCUAUGAUCUUCCAUUUGAAUCCUGCGCCAUAUGUUUAACUUCGAUGACAGAUCGGAAUGAAAUCAUUAAAACAAACUGCCAUCAUUUUUAUCAUAAAACUUGUCUUAAACCUUAUGUUGAUAUGCGGAAGACAGAAUUGGAAGAAAAAUAUCGCGAAUUGAAGAACAAUGGUUUCUACAUCGAACGAGAUUUUCGCCAAGAUAUCGAAGAUCCUGUAUGUCGACAAAUUCUUUCGAGUCACGUUAUCGAACAGCUACCAGAUACUUCGACUAUCGAAACAGUGUCAAGUGAAGAACACCAAGAACUAAUUCAUCAACUUUCACCACAUGUUCGACAAUGGCAAGAACGCACACAAGCACUUUUCCAACAACAAAAAGAGAAAGGAGGCAUUAUCGAUCUUGAUAAGAACCAAGAAAUGAUAUUCACGUGA